Messenger RNA from Xenopus laevis (African clawed frog), 3773 nucleotides. It is a transcript of the gene phc3.L, whose product is annotated as polyhomeotic homolog 3 L homeolog. The transcript is spliced from 15 exons. Lineage: Eukaryota; Metazoa; Chordata; Amphibia; Anura; Pipidae. Bases 271 to 3183 code for a protein of 970 amino acids. The record is from RefSeq and is a predicted model, not a curated record. Gene Ontology annotation, molecular function: chromatin binding; histone binding; zinc ion binding. Gene Ontology annotation, biological process: negative regulation of DNA-templated transcription. Gene Ontology annotation, cellular component: PRC1 complex; nucleus.
GUAAUUCGGAAUUCUUUUUGGGCUGUGUGUGUAUCGCUUUGCUGAUUUUACGGGAGACCAUUUCUCACUAAUAUACUGGGAUUGUGCAUCUCUGUAAGGUUUGUCCCAGCAAGGCAUCCAUAGAGGGAGCGUGUGACCAGCUAACCAGGAAGCCAGACAACCUGUACAGAGGAGUGUAGCAGGGAGAUACAGUCGAGGUGAAACAGCCUGGAUUUGCAACAAUGUUCCUGACGUUUAUAGAUCUCUUAAUCAAAAUACUAAAGUAGAACCAUGGAGAAUGAGCAUGUUAUAACAACAUCUUCUGAAACUGCGACAACUAGCACCUCCUCUUCAGCAAACCCCACUCCUAUAUCUGUGUAUAGCAGCUCAGAUCGUCAUGCUGUGCAGGUCAUCCAGCAGGCAUUAAAUCGUCCUACAGGCUCCGCAGCUCAGUAUCUACAACAAAUGUAUUCUGCUCAGCAACAACAUUUAAUGCUACAGACAGCAGCCUUACAUCAGCAGCAUUUAAACAGCAAUCCUCUCCAGACCAUUCAGCAGUCUAAUGUGACUGGAGAACGCCCAUCUGUUUCAUCUGUUAGCACUACACAGCAAUCAAAUGUAUCGCAAACAUCUGUUCAUCUGUCUACUUCCCCUCCACCUCCACAAAUGCUAAGUCGAUCACAAACAUCUAGUACAACUAGUAGUAGCAUCACUCAAAAGACAGUAUUGCUGGGAGGUACUUCUCCAACCUUAAGUGCAAGUCAGGCCCAGAUGUAUCUCAGAGCCCAGAUGCUUAUCUUUACACCUGCUGCUACAGUUGCUGCUGUGCAGUCCGAUAUUCCAGUUAUAUCAUCAUCCUCGUCUUCCUCCUCUUCCUGUCAAUCUGCAGCUCAGAAUUUAACAAUUCGGAGCCAACCAAUGCUUGAGAUGUCAUUUCCCAACCAUAGCCCAUCAAAACCCAGCAAUCAAGAUCACCCCCUUGCUAUAUGCCAUAAAACAACUGUGGCAAGCUCAAAGACUAUUCAUGCAGAUGCCACAAUGGAAAAUAACCAGAAAGAUGAGAGUUCUGUGUCCGAUUCUCGUUGCACGGCUGUAACCCGCACAUCAAAUUUACAUCAGCUGAUUUCACCAGUGUCAUAUUCUACAGUUCAUUCACAUUCGCUGGGUAAACACCCAGCUAUCUCAAUCCUUCCAGAUCAUCCAAAAUUGCCCCAGCAAGUGAUACUGCAACAGCAACAGCAGAUACAGCACAGGCAUCAAAUACAGACCAUUACUUUGCAUAAUCCAGCUUUAGAACCACCAUCUACUCAGCAUUGUGUACCGCUUCAAAGUCAGAACUUUGUACACAUCCCUAGCAGUACUCAUUCUCAUCAUUGUACACCUGUUACUACUUCCCUUUCACCAUCACCAACUAUCUCUCAUUCGGCACAGUCAUCUGUAGUAGUGUCACCUCCUCUCACUCACUCUCCCUGUCAGUCUCCAACUAUAAUCAUUCAUCCACAAGCCAUCAUACAGCCACAGACAUCUCUGCUUGUGCCGUCCACUCUUCCAGCCCGAGACAAUUUACAUCAUCCCCUUCAGACUACAUUGCAUGCAGCUCCGCAGAUGUCUCUUCCAACACAUCUUCCACCCACUUUAUCUUUAGGGCCACAGCAACAACAUGCUUUGGUUUCAUCUGGUCCACAAUUAAUUCCUCCAUUGUCACAAACACCGCAACCUGAAUUACAGUCCAUUGCACCACCAACAGUAGCGUCCUCUCCUCAUCUUCCAACAACCCCAGCUUCCCAGCUUCAAGCACUACCUUUACAGUCCAUGCAAACAAUACCAGUGCAGCCUGAAAUUUUAACACCAGGCCAAGUUCUGAUGCAGAAUACUCUGCUAACAGAAGAAGACUUGCCUGCAGCAGAAGCUCUAGUGCAGCUGCCAUUCCAGACUCUUCCACCACCUCAGACUGUUGCAGUAAACCUUCAUAUACAGCCAGCACCAGUAGAGUCUCCUGUGGUUUACCAAGUACAGAAUGUGUGUCCAGAAGAGGCGCCAGUGGUGCAGAAGGACUGUGUCCAUGUAAUUACUCAGACCCCAACCCCUCCUACGCUGUCACCUUCUGAUUUUCCCGUAGGUAGUGGAGAAGCUCUUCCUUCUGAUCCCACUUUGCAAGGACUCCCUUCCAUAGCAUCUUCGGUCAGUGCCUCAGUAAUCAAGUCUCCAUCGGAUACUUCACAUAUGUCUAUACCAGCACCUCCGUUACUUUUACCAGCUGCUACAACAAGAAGCACUAGAACAUUGAAACCUAACAGCAUUCCAGGACUAGAGAAACUGCCCCAUGCCAUUGUAAAACCACAGAUUUUGACCCACGUUAUAGAGGGGUUUGUCAUUCAAGAAGGAGUGGAACCAUUUCCCGUAAAUCGUUCAUCCCUAUUAGCGGAGAAGGCAGUGAAACCUCUGUCGCCCUUGGAUGAAGGAAAUAUGAAUAUUGCUGACAUGGAAUCUGACAUCCAAAGCUCAGCUAAACUUCCUGACAACUCAACAGACACAGACAUGGAGGACCUUACUGCUGAGGCAGAGGGCAUCGACGAGCUUGAAUGUGAACUUUUGGCCUGUGAAUUUUGUGGGAAGACAGGGUAUCCCAACAAGUUCCUGCGGUCAAAGAGGUUCUGCUCUUUGUCAUGUGCAAAAAGGUACAAUGCCAACAGCACAAAGCAGCUUGGACUCUUCAAGGCCAAUAAAACAAGUAGGUGGAGGAGAAAGGUUGAAGGAAGUCUUGGACGACGUGGAAUACCCUCUAGCUCUGGAGGCUCAGUCAGAGAACACUACCUUAGACAGCUGCCAACUGCUUAUUCAUGUGCAAAUGAAGCUUUAGAGGAUUCCCAUGAAGAUUCCACACAUGUCACUAUGACUACACGUUUACGUCGUCAGAGUGAAAGAGAGAGAGAAGAGAGGAAGCUCCGUCAAAUGAGAAAAUCCUCCUGCGAGCUGUCUCCUGACACACAGACAGAGCCAUCCCUAUGGACAGUUGAAGAUGUUUGGGCUUUUAUACGUGCUUUACCAGGAUGUCGCGAGAUUGCUGACGAAUUCAGAACACAGGAAAUUGACGGACAGGCUCUGCUCUUACUAAAGGAAGACCAUCUCAUGGGCACCAUGAACAUUAAGUUAGGACCAGCCCUGAAGAUCUGUGCUCGGAUUAACUCCCUAAAGGAGUCCUAACGUGUAAGAACUGGCCCGGACAAUUGUCAUAAUGUAAAAUAGCAACCUUUUCAAGUAAGAGUAGUGUAAGUUGGUGUUUUGCAUUAUCACUUAUGUUGGCAAGUUAUGCAGGAAUGGGCAUUUGCAGCCCCAAAAGUACUUGCAUUCCUUUAAAGGGAUACUGUCAUGAAAAGAAGCAAAGCAGUUGUGCUGCAUACAGUGUAUUGUAAGUUAUAGUAGAUGUGUGCUUGUGUGGAGAAGUGUAUUUCUUUGUGAUUGUGCCCAUCUCUACUUCCUUACUGUAACAAUGCAGCCAUGUUCUGCUUUAGGACACAGAUUUCAGAAGGAUUUCUGACUGGGUACAAAUAAUUUACUGCAAGAUCUCUAAUCGACAUUGUGCUUUUGUAAUUGAUGUCACUGUAGCUUGCACAGGUCUUGAGAAUGAAAUUAGUGGCAAAGAUACAAGAGAAAUUUGCUAUAGUAGGAAAAAAACAUCCUUAAAUCUGGUACAGGUAUGGAUCUCUUUUUCAGAAUGCUUGGGUCCAGGGAUUUUCUGGAUAAGGGAACUUUUUGUAAUUUGGAUUACUAUACAGGUAUGGGAUCCAGUAUCC